AUGCCCCCGGACGCCGGUGCCUCCGCUUCCACGGUGCCCUACGCGUUUCCUGUGGGACGCGCUUUGCGCUACGUGCAGCUCGGCCGAUGCCAUCAUGAGCAGACGGAGGGGCAGACGACGUUGCACGAGUGGCUUGCAGAGACGCCCUUCUCACCUUCUGCGGAGGCAGUGGGGCAGCUCUUGGGGAACGGGGGCGCCAAUGUGGAGGGCUGUGCUACCUCGAAGACGGAUGCGCACGGACCGGAGCUCGUGGCGGAGGUGUCCAGCUUUGCGAAGUACCACGCUCAUCACGUCCUCAUCGAGUUCAAGGAGCUGCGCCGCCGGAUCGCAGAGGCGGACCCGUGUGCGCAGGUGGCCCGAGUCGGCUCGCAGCGACCAGCAAACUCCUCGCCGUCGAACCGCCACGAGCACGGUGCAGACCGCAACACUCAAGAGCCCUCGGCCUCGUCUUCUAUGUCGCCGUCUCCCACGGCGCCCCUGUCUCCGCAUCCACUUCCGGCCCACCUCACUGCGGCGCUGACGCAGACGCUCUUCAGUGUCACGGUGCUGCUGCACGUGAGCGGUCUUUUCAGCGUCGCGGAAACCCACGUAGAGCGUCUGCUGGAUGUGUGCUUCUCCGCCUCCAUCUUCCUUGCGCAGGAUUCGGCUGCAGCUGCGGCUUUGACGCGCCGGCAGCGAGGCAACCUCUCCGCAUCAUCUAGCGCCUCUAAGUCUCCUCGACGGCAUGGCGCCACUGCCGCCGUUGUGGAGGCACCGUCGAGGUCGCGGCAUCUGCACUCGCUUCACUGGGCGAUUGUGCACUUCUCGGCGGGGGUACAGCACUGGGGGCUGCUGGAGCACACAAGUCCGCUGCAAGAUGUUGGCAGGACGCAGCGUCCAUACGAGCGCCUGCUGCAGGUACACGCUGCCCUGCUUUGCGAGCAGACACGCUGGUGCGUGGAUCAUGUGCUGUGGCAUGAGCUUGUGCUACUCAAGGCGGGCCGCCGCGCCGAGGCAGCGCGAGAUGCCUGGUUUAUGGGCCCCGACGCGGCGGCGUACUCCGUGCUGUUCGGCGCGCAGUCAAACUCAUCUACCUCUUGCCGCAAUGCCGCGGCUGCAGGCUCACUUGCGCGUUGUGUGCCGCCCCGCUUGCAGCAGCGCCGCCUUCAGCUUCUACCACUGCUGUGGCUCUCUCUUCUCUGCUCCCAGCUGCAGAAAAGACAGACGCCAACAGUGCAGACGCCGUCCACGUGCGCUGCACCACACAGCUCGCCCUCUCCGCCAGACGACGCGGAGGUGACCUGGGCCUCAGCACGCCACGCGUUCGCCGCCCUUUUGCCGCUCUUCUCGAAGGAUGCGCGACUGGACGUGACGGCGUGGGCGGCGCUGCAUCUUCUCUUCCUUCCACACAGAAGGGCGCAUCUAUCAAAUGCGAAGGGCGCGGAGGCGAAGAUGACACAGCCGUGCACCAUCUCUGCUCCAGCGCCGGCGGCGAAUGCGACGUUGCCGGAGUUGUGCGCACUCCUGGCGCGUGUCGAGCGUGACGGCGCCUUGCUAGAGCUCGGCCCGGCUCUUCCGGGACCGGCUUGCGUGCACGCGGAGUCGUCCGCACAUUUUCACCUCGCCUCGUUUCUGCGUCGUUGGCUGGAUGCGUCUACGGCACCGCCAUCUGUGCCCUCGUCACGCGGCACAGCUCACGUUGGACUUGCAGGCAGCAGCAGGCGCAUCUGCCGUGGCGACAGUGCGUUGAGCACAUUGCAAACCCCAGUGCAUACAGCGGGCCAGCUUUAUCGUGCGCUGCUGAACAUUCCGCUCUCGGCCCUCUUUCUUCCCUCACCCAAGUAUUCGUUUGGUGAUGGCCUUUGUUCCGCGUCUGCAGUCGCUCAGUAUGCGUCGACAGAGCCGUCGCCAAGGCAGCGGCUCUCUGUGACCGCAGAGGGAGUACGAUUGCUCAACCGGUUGCUGCUGCAUGUGCUGCUGCAGUGGCGCAGCGAUCGCCGUGUUCGGAGGGUGCCGCAAAGCAGUGGCGGCGUGUCAGCACGGUCCAUGUUGGAGAAGUUGCCCUCCGCAGGCGGCGCCGCACCAAUCGUGCCUGAGUGUUCGUGGUCCGCGAGCACGCCAUGCACCGAAAGCACUAGUUCAGGAGGACGCAGGGAAGCGACCGAAGCCGCUCAGGGCGACCCUCCUCCCGGUGCGCUUCCAGCUUCCCGACCGGGCCUCUCGCAAAAGGUGACCGUGUCCGCUGCGGAGAGCAGGCGGCAGUGGGAACGGGAGCUCGUUUGCGUCCUUAACACUACUCUUCACUUGGACGCGCUGAUAACAGCAGGCGCGGACGAUGGUGUCUCACGUGAUGGCAGCAGUGAUCGUGGCACGGGGCUCAUCCGCGCGUUCGUUGCGCCAACAGCCCAGGCCGUGGUCCGUGCUCUGGCGGAACAGCUUGGUAGAUCUCUGUUACCAUGGCGACUGCUUCUCCUCCACUGCGAACAUGUGUCACUCACUGCGGUGGAGCUGCAGCUCCUUGGCAAGCUGGAUGCGACGCUGCGUCACGUACUGCUCCUGUACGAUCCUCAACGUGUUUGCGCGAGCGACGCCGAAGCGGCCACCCCGCCUACGGACGUGGGAUCGCUGCCGAUGAUGUAUCGUGUGUCGAUGAAUGCGCUGAUGCGCACAGCUGCCUGA
Molecule: messenger RNA, 2658 nt
Organism: Leishmania major strain Friedlin
Lineage: Eukaryota; Euglenozoa; Kinetoplastea; Trypanosomatida; Trypanosomatidae
Exons: 1
Coding region: 1-2658 (885 amino acids)
Source: RefSeq, a predicted model, not a curated record